Aspergillus ochraceoroseus IBT 24754 is the source of this 770-nucleotide messenger RNA. RefSeq lists its product as uncharacterized. The transcript has a single exon. Bases 308 to 484 code for a protein of 58 amino acids. NCBI's taxonomy places the organism in Eukaryota, Fungi, Ascomycota, Eurotiomycetes, Eurotiales, Aspergillaceae. The record is from RefSeq and is a predicted model, not a curated record.
AAAAAAAGGGAACAAGUUCUAUUCUAUUGAAUUGACACAGAUCGACAAUCGUUCUUUCUUCGACUUCAUUAAUUUCAUCCAUCCCCAAAUAUCCUUCCAAAAGAGGGAGAACCCCCUGGGUUAUAAAGAAUUCUCUCCCCCUUCAAUACCACUGGGCAACCUUGAUGAUGAUGUUUUUCCGGAUGCAGAAACCAGACACCACUUGAGGUCCCACGAUCUCACUUUGUCUCAACGCUUCCCGACCAGAUCGAAUACUUCGGAAUCAAUAAUAAUAAUAAUAAUAUAAUAAUCCAACAAUCUGGACGCAAUGAACUCAUUCAAUCCCAUUCCCAUGGAUCCGCCCAGCCGCCCUCUGUUUGCGUCAUACAAGCCUCCCAUCGCUCCAGCCGGAAUGCCUCAAAUCUGCACUUGUUUCGACCUCACAGCCACCGUAACAUCCACGGACGGUGCCACUCCGGCACCUCAAAAACAAACAUGCCGUUGAAAACGGUACUUCCUUCGACUAAUUCUACUCCUCGAGACACUUGCAUCGGGCGGGGAAUGGUAGCAUUCAAUGGGAAAUACGUUUACAUAGGGACUACUCGACUCGCUCAAUGACACGGUAUAAAGAAAUACUUUCAACGGCUCCGAUAUCAGGCGGAGGGAAUAGUUAAUAGUUACACCAGAAAAAAAAAAAAAGAAGAAGAAGAAAGAAAUAACAACCCCAAGGAAAUUCAUACCCAUAUAACGACCGGCCAGAAGCAACCAUCCACAUAGGAAAAUAAAAAAAA